This is a messenger RNA of Ctenopharyngodon idella (grass carp), 2105 nucleotides long. It is a transcript of the gene mob2a, whose product is annotated as MOB kinase activator 2a. Gene Ontology annotation, molecular function: protein kinase activator activity. The transcript is spliced from 5 exons. The record is from RefSeq and is a predicted model, not a curated record. Gene Ontology annotation, cellular component: nucleus; cytoplasm. Lineage: Eukaryota; Metazoa; Chordata; Actinopteri; Cypriniformes; Xenocyprididae. Gene Ontology annotation, biological process: positive regulation of protein phosphorylation; signal transduction. Bases 311 to 1003 code for a protein of 230 amino acids.
GUGCUGUGCUCGCCUGCUGCGGACGCUUGUGUUUGUUUGCUGACUGAAGUGUUGUUCUGUCUGCACCGCGGCAAGGAAAAUCACUUCCUAUCAAAGCUCCAACUGUGUGCGGUCCAGCAACUGAAAACAGAGCAGGAAACAGGAGAGGGAGUCUGAAAGUGUGAGGAGAAACAGUUUGGGGUUCUACUGCAGAUCUGUGAAGAUGCAAUGCCAAGAGUUCACGCUCUAACGGAUGCCACUCACCUGUAGUACAUCCUAAAGCCAUCACAACAGAGGACAGGACAGUCUGAUUGCCGACUUCAUAAGCUGCAUGGGGGUUCUAGUGUGUUGUGACUGCUUCUUUUACAGGAAAUCCAAAACGAAGCCCAAUGGAAAGAAAGCACCCGCUGAAGAGAAGAAGCAUUACUUGGAGCCAGAGUACACAAAAGUACGGGUCAUGGACUUCGACCUGAAAGAUUUGGUGGCGCUUCCCACCAAAGAGAUAGACCUCAACGAAUGGCUCGCCAGCAACACAACAACCUUCUUCAAUCUCAUAAAUCUGCAGUAUAGCACAAUCUCAGAGUUUUGCACUGGGGACACAUGUCAAGCCAUGACGGCCUGUAAUACAAUAUACUACUGGUAUGAUGAAAGGGGGAAGAAGACGAAGUGCACUGCGCCUCAGUAUAUCGACCUUGUUAUGACUUUCGUGCAGAAAUUAGUGACGGAUGAAGAAAUCUUUCCCACAAAAUAUGGCAAAGACUUUCCCAACUCGUUCGAGUCUCUGGUGAAGAAGGUCUGUCGGUAUCUGUUCCACGUGUUGGCGCACAUUUACUGGGCGCACUUUAAAGAGACGGUGGCUCUGGAGCUGCAGGGACACUUGAACACACUGUACGCACAUUUCAUCGUCUUCGUCAGGGAAUUCAACCUGAUCGACCCCAAGGAGACCUGCAUCAUGGACGACCUGUCGGAGGUGCUGUGCGCCCCCCUGCCCCCCCAUUCACACAAUCAUGUGACCGAGAGAUGAGCUGACAGCAGAUCUGACAGAACUCCUCGGAGGAAGAACAAAGGAGGAAGAUGACAAAAAAGUGAGAGGCCUCCUUGGACGGGCCCCUCCAUCACUUUUCCCUCACCGUCUUAAUGUGAACUGAUCAAAAGGUGGGGACGGGGGCCAGUGGUCUGCAGUCCUUAUACCAGCACAGAUUGGUGUGAAUGUUUCCUACAGGACAAACGAUCUGUCAACAUUAUCAUUCAUAUAGGAUCAUUUUAUAUUUUAAUUUGCUUUUGUAUUAUUAUUUUUGCGCAUGCGCUCUUGGAGGUUUUUAUGUUUUGUUUUCUUUUAGGGAAUGGUUUUUCAGCUCAGCUCUCAUCAGUGCCUUAGAUGUAUAGCUAAGGUAUUGUCUGUUUAUAUGCAACACUGUUUAGAAAAUUAUCAUUGACCUCUGGCUCCCCCUUGUGGAGGGAGUGAAGUCAUGUACCGACUGACUGUUUAUGAUCUCUGCAGCCUUAUUUCACAUAAAACUGUACCGGAGCCUCUCUCUUUCAUAUUCCAGCCAUCAUUCAUUAUUCAAAAUGUACUCUUUAGCCUUUCAAGAUUAUGUAAAAAGGGUAUGAUGGUUUGAAUGAUGCUCUAGACUAGAGGAAGUCUGGACUUGCUUUGUAGGUUUCUGACAAGGAUACUAGCGAUAUCGCGUGUCUGCUCGCUCAGAGAGUUGAUGCAGACAGGGACAAAUAAUCGUUGCAUGGCAGUUGACUUGCUGUGUUGUAUUGAUGAGAGAGCACAUCCUCCAGUGUCGCAACCAUUAUUUUUAGUUCCACUUUUUAUCUUUUUCUUUUUCUAAAUUAUCAGGUCAUGAAUAUUGUGGCAGCCCAUAUGUGUAGAAAAUGCACAUUAAGUUUUUUUUGUCUCCCAAGAAAUAGAUUGUAACUAUAUAUAUAUAAAAAUCACAAUAAUUGCCUUUAGCAAGAGAGCAUCUCUCCUUCUUAUUUAUUUUUUACUUUUUUAUCUAUUUGCAGAGUUUUUCCGUUCUUGCUUUCUUUUUAUGUAUUUUAAUUAUCUAAGUUAAAAGCCACUUAAUAUUUUAAGCUCUGCGAAACAUAAUCAAAUAAAAACAAGAAAUGCCACAUUA